GGAGACUAUACGAGUCCUCUUCACAUUUUCCCGCCUCUACUCACCUCUCCCCAAAGCACACGAAGAAGUAGACUCCCUCGGCAAACCACCACGCAUCAAUCAAUUGUCAAACGAAUAUGCGUCCAACGGUUGAUGCGCUUCUAAGACGGUGGCAUCGAAUGCUAGGUCUAUCGCGUCAAUCACCACCGUCCUGGUACCGAGACCGACUUCGCGAGGAACUACAGGAACGCCGGACCGCAAAGACAUCCUUGCGGAAGUUCAGCGAGACAUCGGACGUCAUCUUUUCCAUCAGUCGCGCUCGAUACGAUGGGUUUCCCGUCCGGACGUUGCCCCCCUUUGUUGCCUCUCGCGAUGCCCUGUUGUACACGUACAUGCUGGCAAAGUACACCUUGCGCUGGAAAUUCUACCGAACGGCCGCAAUCCUCUGCAACGCUCCUUGCGACAAGGUGCGCGAGGUGAUAAACCCCCGCAAAGACCACAAGCUUGACGAAGUCGCUUCUCGUUAUCAAAUUGACCCAGUGGAAUUUAGGCGGGUUGGUCGCCAACUACGACGAGUAUGGCCUCUUCUCCCGUAGGGAUGUGCUUCAGGAGCAAGCUGUCUAGUGGGUUGGGCCUUGAGUGGGUUAACUCGAGUUGUUCAUUUGGUUGGGGGGGGGGUUCAUUGGGUCGGGUUCGGGAUACGGUAAUGGUAUAUCAUAAAUAAUUGGGUAAUGCAAUCAGAGUUAUCGUAUAAAAUAGUACCGUGACCGU
Molecule: messenger RNA, 750 nt
Organism: Tuber melanosporum (Perigord truffle)
Lineage: Eukaryota; Fungi; Ascomycota; Pezizomycetes; Pezizales; Tuberaceae
Exons: 1
Coding region: 117-575 (152 amino acids)
Source: RefSeq, a predicted model, not a curated record